This is a messenger RNA of Cherax quadricarinatus, 1488 nucleotides long. Lineage: Eukaryota; Metazoa; Arthropoda; Malacostraca; Decapoda; Parastacidae. The record is from RefSeq and is a predicted model, not a curated record.
AUGCCAUCUGAACAAAGUAUCAGAGGUGUUCCUCUCAGUGAUAACUUUGUUCCAAGAAGAGUGGAUGGAAUGGCUGAGAACAAUGAAGACACAUUGUGCAACAUGCUUAAGACAACAGAAUUUGGCUUACAAUUAGACGAGCCCACUUUGCCAGGCAAUGAAUCUUUGCUUCUUGCUUAUGUUCGUUUCGUCAGAGAUGAAAAUUUGGUUCAAGAUCUUCUAUUUGGAGGGUGGCACUGGCUGGGAUGGUCAGCCGACGCCUGGUUCUGGGUAGAUCACCCUCACAUCAUGAGCGUGUGGGGAGUCGUUUAUGACGACGUAACAAGUAAUGCUUUCUACCUCCUCGACACUCCCAUCGCAACCCUCGACCAGAUCCAGACGCGGCUGACGGCGUGCGGAUGUUCAGUGCCGGAGGAGCUGGUGUGGACUGUGGUGUACCAAGUGAGCUCGGCGCUGCUGCAUAUGGUCGAGGCGGGUCUGCCCUACACACCCCUCGCCCUAGACAACAUCUUCUUGCUGAGGGACAGGUUGGCCCUCGAGAACAUGCUCUCCAGGAAGCACAGGAUGACUGGGUGUGGAUGCGAGGCGUGGCGAGGGUCGGCUGGACACCAGAGGGCUACAGCUGCUGGACCCUCGGAGAGAUGCUUUAUACAUCAUGUGGGACAAAUCAUCUUUGCACUCAUUACGUGUCACCUGCGUUCCCAACCUGAGGGCAAUGUACCACCGUGUAGUCCUGUUAAUACUCUGCGCUCUCUCAAGCACCUCUACUCUCCUACACUGCUGCGACUGUUGUCUCGCACCCUGGCAGGAGGUGUGAGUGUGGCGUGGGGAGUGAUGGGUGGUGGGGGAGAGGGACGAGUAGCAGUGAGAGCCUUCCAGUGGGAGACGCAGUGGGAGCAGCUAGAUCCCUGUCCAGAGGCUGAGUGGCCACUCUCUGGAGCUGAAUCACAUUUUACUGACUUUUUUAAUGUACCACUACAUAGUGGAACUGUGAACAAAGCUACUCCAAACAUCACCGUCAAUCGUUACUACUCUGUGGCAGCUAAUACUGCUGCCUCACACACAAGCUCAGCAGACAAAAAUACUUCGUCAGGAAGUCAGGAUACCAAGGACCACUUUGUGAGGAGUGAUACAGGUGUGAUGGCUGGCUUCCUGCACGACAACGCGCCUGUGCAGUUAAUACAGGUAGUGGUAAUGGCUGCAGAGAGGAUCUUGGCCUUGCGUCCCGCCACCAGCACCCUGGCUGAGGCCAUCUACUCAUCACCACACCGCCUUAUACAACACGUCAUGACGGCUCAGAAAAAGCAUCUUAAAACUAAAUAAUAAACAUGGUGGACCAGAAUAUACUACGUGCUUAUCAAUAGUUUUAAUACUUUUUACUUCACAAUUUUAGUGUUCAGUCAUUUUAGCAGGACAAGUGAAAAAUUGCCCUUGUAGUUUUUUCAUGAUCUGCACGAAUCAAUAAAUAUCAGUCCUAGACAUAUUGAA